Talaromyces stipitatus ATCC 10500 is the source of this 1078-nucleotide messenger RNA. RefSeq lists its product as hypothetical. The transcript has 2 exons. The record is from RefSeq and is a predicted model, not a curated record. Lineage: Eukaryota; Fungi; Ascomycota; Eurotiomycetes; Eurotiales; Trichocomaceae. Bases 415 to 819 code for a protein of 134 amino acids.
UGAUCGGAUUGAUCCACGUUCCAAAUAUCAUCUCUCAUAUGAUUAGCUGAAGUGCGCGGCCCAUGUCGUCCCAUAGGUAUACGGAUUAGAGUCUCCAGCCGCCAAAAGGGACGGGUAAAACGUCAUGGCGCGGAUUUUAUUGUAUGGGACUGGUUGACUUAGCUAGCUGACAGGGUUGAUAUUAUAUUUGGCUGCUCGACAUCGUUAUUAGUAUUUGCUCCUAUUUAUUACUAUUGUGGCUUGGUCUGACAUUCGAUGAGUGACGUCAAGGAAGACGUGCGGGGAGAUAUUUAUUAUCUGCGUCACUUAUACUUCCCUCUUCUUCAUAUACAACACCACAGAUAGACACGCCCACGCCUCUAUACUACAUUCAGCCUGAUUAUACAUAAAAAUCAUCUCGAAGCCACCGCCAACAUGCCGUCUAUGCACGAACGUAUCCAAGAAGACCUCAAGCUCAAAGAGCGCCAGCUCUGGACAGCCCUAACAUCAGCCGAUCCCGCCCACGCCGUCAACAAACUCUGCUCUCCGAACGCGAACCUGAUCUUCCCCAACAAAGACAUCAUUGCCCUUAACCCGGAUCAGCCAGAGCAGAACGAAAAGACACUCCAGGAAGCUUUGGCGCCGCCUUUCCAUCGCUUCGAUGAUUUUUCGCUGAUGAACGUUCGGCCCAUGGUUAUUGAUUUGAUGGCGGGUACUAUUACGUAUCGAAUCAGUGCUUAUCGGGGGAAGAAGGAGUAUAAUGCUACUGGAAGUACUACGUGGGCUCAGGGUAGUGAUGGUGAAUGGAGGAUUGUAGCACAUCAGGAGACUUUGCUAUAAUUUUGUUUUUUACUUCUCUUCGCUUCUUCUAUUAUUACUUUAUAUUUCUAUGACUUGAUGAUUCUGACUGCUUGAAUUCUCGAUUCCUGGUUUUACUUGCCCUAUCCACCAGAACGGGUAUGAAAUAUCGGUCGAGGUGGGAAGAUGGAGGACUUUAGUAAUGAGCGUGGAGCUGUGUUCUUUUUGUUACUGAGCUAUUUCUUGUGCCUUUAUUCUCUUGUUAAGAGUUCAACCAUGGCAGAAUUCCUGAGACUAUUCU